Molecule: messenger RNA, 660 nt
Organism: Lindgomyces ingoldianus
Lineage: Eukaryota; Fungi; Ascomycota; Dothideomycetes; Pleosporales; Lindgomycetaceae
Exons: 2
Coding region: 113-517 (134 amino acids)
Source: RefSeq, a predicted model, not a curated record
CCAUCAUCAAGCAACAUCUUCCCAUCUAGCAAUCAAGAUUCAAUCAUCUACUAAAGCACACACUCGCUUCUCAAACUACUAGCAGUCACUACUCCCUCAAUCAACUACCAAAAUGAAGACCUUCGCCUUCGCUUCCUUUCUCUCCCUCCUCACCCUGAACUCCGCUGCUCCAACCCAAGUCGAAUCUCGCACCCCCGGCAAUGUCCUAAUCUGUACUGGUGAAGACUAUACAGGGACAUGUGAGACUAUAUCCGCUCCCUUCUACACCUGCCAGAAGCUGGAGGCCCCCUACUUCAAGAACGUAGGAAGUUUCAGGCCUGAUGCUGGAGCCUAUUGCAGGAUCACUUACACUGCCGAUUCAUGUACGACCCAUGGCGAUGCAUUCAUCUGGCCCGAUAGUGGUGCGCCGAAUCUCCACCACUGGGAUGAUGUGGCCACAGGGCAGAAUAUUGAUGCAGGGAGCAUGAUGACGAGCUUCUUGUGCCAAGAGUGCAGUGGUUGUACUGUUAAAGAGUAGAGACGGAAACAACUUUGGGAAUUUGUAAUUAAAUAACGGAACGGUAAGGAUUGCUUUGCACUGUGUGUGCGGAGUCACUCCUUUUGCAAUAAUGGAUUUAACAUUAAUGUAAUAUAUUAAGAAUGAGAAUAUGUAUCAUUGAA